This is a messenger RNA of Miscanthus lutarioriparius, 1065 nucleotides long. The record is from the annotation of a GenBank genome assembly. NCBI's taxonomy places the organism in Eukaryota, Viridiplantae, Streptophyta, Magnoliopsida, Poales, Poaceae.
AUGUUGUGGGUAGACAAGUACCGGCCGAAAACCCUAGACAAGGUCACCGUCCACGACCAGGUCGCGCAGAACCUCAGGAAGCUCGUGUCGGAGCAGGAUUGCCCGCACCUGCUGUUCUAUGGGCCGUCGGGGUCCGGGAAAAAAACCCUAAUCCUCGCGCUCAUCAAGCAGAUGUUUGGCGCCGGUGCGGAGAAGGUUAAGCUGGAGAACAAGACAUGGAAAAUAGAUACUGGAACAAGGACACUUGAGAUAGAAUUGCCGAUGUUGUCAAGUGCUCACCAUGUGGAGAUGAACCCCAGUGAUGCUGGCUUUCAGGACAGGUAUGUUGUCCAGGAGGUCAUCAAAGAGAUGGCGAAGAACAGGCCAAUUGAUGCCAAAGGCAAGAGAGCAUUUAAAGUCCUUGUGUUAAAUGAAGUGGACAAGCUCUCACGAGAAGCUCAGCAUUCCCUCCGCAGAACUAUGGAAAAGUAUAGCUCAUCAUGCAGGCUGAUCCUAUGCUGUAACAGCUCCUCAAAAGUGACAGAGGCUGUAAGAUCCCGUUGCUUAAAUGUGCGAGUAAAUGCACCCAGCGAAGAUCAGAUUGUCCAAGUUCUAGAGUUCAUUGGGAAGAAAGAAAACCUGCAUCUUCCAGCUGGAUUUGCUGCUCGUAUCGCAGCACAAUCAAACCGUAAUCUUAGGCGGGCAAUACUGUUUUUUGAGACUUGCAAAGUGCAACAAUACCCAUUUACAUCAAAUCAAGUGGCGCCUCCUCUUGAUUGGGAGCAAUAUGUGUCUGAAAUAGCAACUGAUAUACUGACAGAACAAAGCCCUAAAAGGCUAUUUGCUGUACGUCAGAAAUUCUAUGAAUUACUCGUCAAUUGCAUCCCACCUGAAAGUAUUUUGAAGAAAUUGUUGGCAGAAUUAUUGAGGAAGUUAGAUGCUGAUCUGAAACAUGAAAUCUGUCACUGGGCUGCACACUAUGAGCACAAGAUGCGCCUUGGAUCAAAGGCCAUUUUUCAUCUAGAAGCUUUCGUGGCCAAGUUCAUGAGCAUUUACAAGGAGUUCCUGGUGGCUACAUUUGGUUGA